AUGAAAAUGCGUGAGAAACUUGUUGCUUGCCUUCUCAUAGCUGCUUGUUUCGUGUGUACCACCAAAAGUGUUCCAAUAUCAUCUCAAGAUGAUAAAGAAAAUUCAUUAGAAUCUGAAAUAAUUUCAAACUCAACAAAUGGUGAGUUGUCGGAUGUUGUCGAACCGGAAGUUGUUGAUCCUAUAGAAGAUGUUGAUAAAAUGCCUGACAUAGUUGAGCCUGAAAUUGUUGAACCAAUUAUCAUUGAAGAAGUGUUAGGAAACUCAACAGACGAUGAAUCGUCAGAACAAGCACCGGGAGAACUGCGUGGAUCAUCAAAACUUAUCGAAAGAAAUAUCAUCAUCGAGAAUGAUAACGAGACUCACUAUUAUCGUGGUUACGUCGAUUCAGCUGCGAAUAUCACAACAGUCAUUCGUCUGACAAAUGUAAUCAAUAACACAAACAUCGUGAACAUGCCAACGACACUUAAUAAUACGAACGUGAAUAACAUUCACAUUUAUCAAAAUAAAACCGAAAAGAAAAGUGGAAAGUUUGGCUUGGGAUUCACUGAAGCUGGUUCGUGUUGUUACGCUGUUGAACCAAAGAACUGUAAGCAGUCAACAGCGGGGUUAAAAUGUCAAUAUAAGCGACGAAAGGUUUGCGGAGUUCAAUGUACAAGUGAAGUCAUUCAUCCGAACAGAAAUCCUUGCGGACAAUCACAACAAUGGCCAAACAUUGGUUGUCAACCAAAUCAACUUCCACCAAGUAAUCUUGGAUUUUAUCCAAUGCCAAUGUAUCCCCCAAAUUAUCCUGGAAUGUAUCCACAAAUGCCUCCAUCUAGUGAAUUUGAACUUGACGAUGACUUUCCCAUGUUUCCUGAUGACGAAGAAUUGGAAGAUCCUGAACAAGGAUGGAUCCCUGGUCGCAGCAAGUGCAAAAUUGUUAGUGACAAUGGCUUACAAAUCACAAAUUGCACUGAUAAAAAUUCCGAAUUUGAUCAUCCAUUCGCUAGAAACACUGCCAGUGAACCGAUAAAGAGAAGUGCAAGACAUUCGAAACAUUCACCAGAGAGACAAAUGAACUCUCAACAAUAUUUGUAUCCUUAUCCAGUCGUUUAUCAGCCAAUUUAUGUUCAACCUUUGCCUGUUUACAUCCCACAAUAUUAUGGACAACAACCGCCUUCUUAUGAUUACUAUCAACAACCUGAGCCACUUCCAUUACCUCCAAUGGUUGAUCGUGAAGCUUAUUACGAAGAACAUGAGACAAAUGAAAUUCCUUCUCAUAAACGUCAUAAGAAACAUGGAAAGAAACAUCGUCCCGUUGUUAUUGAAUUUUGUGCGAGUUUUGGAAUUAAUCAGUCGCUUUAUGAAGUCAGUUGUAUUAAUUAUCAUUUGUCUUCUCAGCACAUCAUUGUCGCAAGAUAUUUAAAUGUUACUGAAAGUGCCGAGUAUGAAGAUGAAGUGACAACUGAAGCUGUUGAUGAUGAUGAGAAUCAUCCACCACCUGGUGAACUUACCAGACCCAGACCCAGACCACAAUAUCCCAAUAACGACCCAAAUUGUAAUACAAAUCAACCAAAUUACUAUCCGCCUAAUCAACUAAUCAUUCCAGUGCCGCCAAUUAUCAACACAACAAUUCUUCCAUUCGAGAAGGAUGAGAUUCGUCUCUGUCCCAUUGGAACAUUUCAGAACGGGAGUGUAUGCGUUCAGAAUUAUACAAAUGAAUGCCCUGAAGGCUACACAUGGAAAAACGAUCAUUGCGUCUUAUCAAAAACGAUUUGCCCGCUGAACUUCGAAUGGGAUGGAAGGUCGUGCGUUCAAUAUCAGAUUUGUCCUCAUAAUCAUGUUUUCAAACAUGGUCGGUGUGUGCAACCUGAUCCGCAAUGUCCCACCGGGUUCAUUUGGGACGGUGUAACAUGUCAAGUCGCUGACAUUAUUUGUCAACCUGGUUCAGUUUUACGUGGUCGUGAAUGUGUCAUUGAAACGUUUACAUGCCCACCUGGCUUUGAAGCGAAUGGCGAUGAAUGCAUCAAACCAACGCCAAUGUGUCCACCUGGAUUUACAAUUGACGAGUCAGGAUUUUGUGUACUUACAAACAUUCGCUGUCCACAAGGUUCAACUUUAAUUAAUGGUAAAUGCCAGCAGACUGUUUAUUCAUGUCCACCAGAUUCAUAUCGUCAUGGUAAUAAUUGUUACAAGAUUACAACAACUGAUAACACACCGACUGAACCUUCACUGCCGUGUGAUCCUUCGGGACGACCAAACCAACCAAACUGGUCGACAGAUCGACCGCCAUGUGUUCCACAAGUUACAAAUCGACCAGGAGAUCCAAUCUUACCUUGUGAUCCAUCAAGACCACCCACAGAUAAAACACCUUGUUAUCCAACAGUAACAACAAGACGACCAACUUAUCCCACAAUUAAUUGGAUCCCAACAAGACCACAUCGACCACAUCCAAGACCUCCAGGUCAUUGUCCUGAAGGUUUCACUCUUCAUGGAAAAUUAUGCUACAGAUGUCCACCAAAUUAUCAUUUUUGCAAUAUGAAAUGUUACAAACGACCGAUUGAUUGCGUUAAUGAUGAGUCAGUAGAUGCGGAUUUGUCAGGUUUCUAUCCAGGAGGUGGAUUGAACAUAAAUAUCUUCACAAGUGAAUCCAGAUCAGGAAGUGAUCGAGGUCACAACAUUGUGAAUCAUUUUGAACCGAUUAACAACACGAUUUUUAAUAUCAAUAACGUGACACAUCCAGUGACAUUAAACAAUGUAAAUGAGAACAACAUUCACAUUUAUAGUGACGCUGAAUGUGCUGAUGGAUCGAUAAGAACGAUUGUAGUGAAAAACAAUGAAACAAUUAAUGGAUGUGUUGAUGUCAGUGGAAAGAAACCUUCAGAUGCAAGCACUCCAAAUCCAAAUGCUGAAAGUCGUGAAGACACUGAUGAAGAUGGUGAAUCUUCAGGGAAAUGUUGCGAAGUUGUAACGCCACGACAAUGCAAAGAACGUCGAACUAAUGAAUGGAUGUGCACACAUCGUCGUUACAAAUAUUGUGGUGAUUUUUGUAUUGCUGAUCGUCUUUAUUUGAAACCACAUUCAACGACUUAUCACAAUAAUAUUUUAACUAUUGCACCAUCCAAUCCUGCUGAAGCACCUCCACUGUGCUUUGGACGUCAUUGCCCAACAAUUGAUUGUUCUGGUUGUACAGAUGGAUCUUUGAAUUGUUCUCCACAUUGCUACACUUAUCCCUGCACACAUAAAGGCUGCACUUAUCUUGAUCGUGACAAGUUUUGUGAAGUUGUUGGUGGACCUCUUUGUGUCGAUGAAUAAAUUUCUUUUUCAUUAAAAUUAUUUUAUUGUACGUAAAUUUUUUAAAUAAAAGAAAAUAAUUUUAAUUACGACUUCAGCAUGUCCCUUAAACUACGACGAAGAAUUUUCCCAGUUGCAUUUUUAGGAAUUGAUUCGAUGAACUCAACUCCGCCGUCAAUUUGUUUGUACU
Clunio marinus is the source of this 3463-nucleotide messenger RNA. NCBI's taxonomy places the organism in Eukaryota, Metazoa, Arthropoda, Insecta, Diptera, Chironomidae. The record is from the annotation of a GenBank genome assembly.